Molecule: messenger RNA, 1746 nt
Organism: Branchiostoma floridae (Florida lancelet)
Lineage: Eukaryota; Metazoa; Chordata; Leptocardii; Amphioxiformes; Branchiostomatidae
Product: non-neuronal cytoplasmic intermediate filament protein-like
Exons: 7
Coding region: 157-1209 (350 amino acids)
Source: RefSeq, a predicted model, not a curated record
CAUCACUUUCGUAUGUCACACUUUGUCUUUAUUCUUAAACUUUAAAAACUGGAUGGAACUAGGUUAGAAUGCGAUGCGUGGAAAUAACAGGUCGUUAGUAUUUAGGGCAACCAAAUGUUUGAUUCUUGCGCAGUCCCAUACUAGGUACAAAAACACAUGAUACCGCUAAGGCUGAUUAGAAUCGAAUCGUAUAAAAAGAGUGUCAAAAUGACUCAACCAAAAACAAGCGAGGCAAUCCGAAGCUCUGUAAGGUCCUCGUUGAUCGCAAGAGAUGAAGAUGUCAAUGGAUCCGGACCCGAAUCUCUCAAGGCAAGAACACGCGCCAUCCGAGCCGGCAAUGUGAUCACAUCCCUGGGAGGGCCUGGUGACGCACAGCAGACCAUGGCCGGCGCACGCAAGGCUCGAGCCCAGGAGAGGGAGGAUAUGUCCGCCAUGAACAACCUCUUUGCCUCCUACAUCGAGAAGAUGCGCUCAUUCCAACAACGGAACUGCGCGCUGGAGGCACAGGUGCUGAAGCUCCAGGCGACGGAGACGACCGCAAACACGAAGGCGCUUUACGAGAAGGAGACCAGAGACCUGCGCGCACUGGUGGACGAGCUGUCAGAGGAAAAGGCCAAAAUGGUUCUGGAGAGAAACCAAUGGCGAGAACAGGCAGAGGAGUACAAAAGAAAGUGGGAGGAUGAGGCGGAAUGGCAUGCCGAGCUGAAUACUGAAGUUGCAAAGCUCAAUAAAGACGUGUAUGCUGCAACGCAAGUACAUUUGGACCUGCAGAAUAAGAUUACUACGAUAAAGGAAGAGAUGGAUUUCAUGAUGAUGGUGCACAAGCAUGAACUGAAGCCACUUCAGGACCAGUUGAACGAGAGUCUGUCCAUUUCCGCCAUGGAUCGGACUCAAGAAGCCGGACCAAACAUCAUUGCUAAGCUGUACCAGCUGCGCCAGCUGUAUGAAGACUUCUGCCGGGACAUUCAGGAGGAAGCAGAGGCCAAGUACAAAGAGAAGUUCACCGAGCUUGCGCUCGAGCGUGAGCGGGACAACAUGACGAUGCUGGCCGCCAGGAGUGAGCUCAUCACCUCCCAAAAGGAGGUGUCCGAUCUUCGAGAACAGCUCAACACCUUGAUGACCAGCACUGAGACGCUGAAACACGAGAGCUCGUCUUCUUCAUCUAUCAACGUCCAGCAAGUAACGAUCACUUCUCAGACAGUCAUGUAAACCAGUACACACUACAGACCAACGCCACUACCUCACACCGGGUAGGCCAUCCUGAUCCUUGCAACAUUGGACAUCACCAGAGAAGUAAGAAUGUGCCGAACACGUAACGAAAGACUCCUGACAGCGCUCUCGUGGUGGACUUUGUGUUGCAGUUUCACUGAAAAUCAUCUUGUUAGUUGACUUGUGUAAUCUUCUUUUGGUCACACACCAGUAUUCCACUGGAAGGAUAACUAUAGGAUUGUAAUUAUGUCACACUAAAGUUGCUUUAUUUGACGUGCACUGUUUUGUAAUGUAAUAAUCUUAUACUGCUGUUCCUGUCAUUUUGCGAUUACUUUUUUAAUUUGUUUUUGAAGAAAAAAAUCAAUAAAACAUCAAAAUGCUUAUAGCUACGUCUCAUUUUUAUAUGAUUUUCCAUAGUUGAAAAAUGUCAGCUAACUUUUACAUGUAGCUGCAUAUUGUAAAGAAUCACUGUGGCAGACAAUACAGUAAAAAUAAAUGUUAGUUUCAUAACACAGACAUGAUUUUAGUUGAAUGAAA